Cimex lectularius (bed bug) is the source of this 1420-nucleotide messenger RNA. Its product is annotated as putative odorant receptor 92a. Gene Ontology annotation, cellular component: plasma membrane. Bases 125 to 1300 code for a protein of 391 amino acids. The record is from RefSeq and is a predicted model, not a curated record. The transcript is spliced from 5 exons. Gene Ontology annotation, molecular function: olfactory receptor activity; odorant binding. Gene Ontology annotation, biological process: detection of chemical stimulus involved in sensory perception of smell; sensory perception of smell. NCBI's taxonomy places the organism in Eukaryota, Metazoa, Arthropoda, Insecta, Hemiptera, Cimicidae.
AGACAUGUCGAAGUUCUUUCCAUAUCAUAGAUUAUGCAUAUGAAUUCAAUACACAUGAAACCGUUUCAUCGAUAAUUUGUGACAGGGUGAAUAUGCUAGAAGUUAGUUGAAGCUAGUGGACAAAAUGGUUUCGGAAGGGAUAGUCAAGGCGAAAUAUUGUUAUUAUUCCGCUUUGGGAAUAACUGGCUUGGCCAGCUAUCUAGACGGCAACAAGCCCAAACUUACAACAAGAAUUUGGACAUGCUUUUUCAUCUAUGUGAUCCUUCCUUCUGUCACGACGGCGCAUUUCUAUACGUCACUAUUCUCGGAAACGUCCUACGCCCAGAAGUUCCUCGCUAUGAGCCUCGGGCUCGACCAAUUUCAGAUCAUGACCAAAAGCAUUUUUUUCCAUAAUUACAUGUCAAAAAUGUCAGGACUCGUACUCGAUUUCAGUUCGUUCGCAUGCGUGGGGCACGAUUGGGAAAGGACCGGAACAAUACUCGGAAAACGCACCGAUGAAAUAUUAAGACUGCAAAAGUUUUACAACAUGGUUCUCUUGGUCUGCUUCUGCUCUUGGUCCCUCGUUCCUAUAAUUUCCUCCCCCUCGGCACUCUUUUUGAGCCGAAAUUUAGAAGAAAUGAGCAAAGUUUUGCCGAUAGUUUACCCUUUCGACGUCAACAGCUUCCCAUGGGUGCAGAUCAUCUACGUCUACGAGGUGGUCAGCACAAUGGGCAUAUUGAUCCAUUUCGCAGGAAGCAAUCUGUUCUUCGUCUGCUGCGUAAUCACUCUUUGCGGAAUGUUGGAGCUUUUAAAAAUGUCUUUUGAAACAUCCAACAACUACGAAGAUUUCAAACAAUUCAUCAAAGACCACCAGAGACUUCUAUGCAUGUGCAAAGAAAUCAAACAUAUUCUAUCUCCGAUCCUGGCUCUCCAACUUCUAAUCAGCGCUCUUACCAUUUGUUUCGCCAUUUAUGAAAUCACAAUGGUUAAUGAAACGAGCAAAAGUGGUAUGGACCAGGUGAUACUUUAUUCACGGAAAACCACCUACACUAUGGUCAUAUUCAUCGAGCUGUUGUUCUACUGCUGGCUAAGCACAGAACUUCAACAAGCUACUCUGACCAUAAGGGAUGGAGUUUACAACAGUUCCUGGUACUUGGAUAAACAGCCCAAAUACAAAGAUAUCGUUAUAAUAAAUGCCAGAUCGCUCCGUCCUGUCAGUCUUACAGCUUUGAUGAUGAACAAUUUACACCUCGGGACAUCAAUUGAGGUGCUGCGCGCCGCUUACUCUUAUUACACAAUGCUUAAACAAAUGAACCGCUGAGUAAACUUAGUUAUUCGGGUAAAACACCGAUUAUUGUUGAUUCAAAUAUAACUUGUAUUUUAUUUUAUUUCCUUAUAAUUGACAUCAAUGCACUUAGUACAAUUGGUUGGCGACACAAUA